This is a messenger RNA of Dimorphilus gyrociliatus, 2212 nucleotides long. The record is from the annotation of a GenBank genome assembly. Lineage: Eukaryota; Metazoa; Annelida; Polychaeta; Dinophilidae.
AAUUGAGUACAAUGUCCCUUGCAGAAUUCAAUUCAAGUAUAUUCAUGUGUUAUAAAACUAAAGAAAUUGGUUAUAAUCAUGGAUAAACUGGAGUUUUGGGAUUAUAGUAUACAAUCUUUAGUAUUACUAGACACAUUCCUUAUCACAUGUGGAAUGAAUUAACUCCUUAUCUAUUAAAUAACUCGAUGUUUCGCUUCGGUUACCAAAGUUGCUGAUUGGUUAUACUUUAUCGCAGGCAUAUUCAUGAAAGGCACCACCGUCGAUUUCCAACUUCCUGUUACGGUAUCACUUAAUCCUAUAGAUCGUUUGCCACGGCGAGCGUUUUUUAAAUUACUCUAUUAGUAUGAAGUAUCCAGAAAUUUGGUUAUAAUCAUCUACCCAGUAGAAAUUAUGCAAAAUGCCAAGACGUCAGUUACCCGCUUCAAAAUGCCUUCAAGCGUGUUUUUUCAUCUUUAUAAUUUUAACAGUUAUUGUCAAUGUAACAUUCUUCUGGCAAAUAUUUCAAAAUAUGAAUAAAUCUAAGAUUGAUACAUUUAAAAGAUCUCCAAUAAGAGUAAGGAAUGUUGCUAUAGAAAUUUUAUCAAGUCAUUCAAAAGUAAGUGUUACAGUCGGAGGAACAACUGUUCUAGAUGAUUCGAAUGAAAAAACUGGAAGAGGAAUACACGUUGUUGUUCUAAAUGAAGUGACAGCUUCAGUAAUGGCUUAUAGAAAUUUUGAUACUUACGUUCGUGGCGAAGAUGUUUUUCUACUAGAAUUUUUAAGAGACAUAUCGAACGGUCGUAUUAUUAUUUUAGCUAUCAAAGAUGAAGGAUCCUUUUCACUCGGUAAUGAAACUCGAGCAUAUAUAAAAUCGUUGGGUUCUAUACACGCACCGAAUCUGCGUUGGAGAGAUAUGUGGAGUUUAGUUGCCGCUAAAAAUCGAAACGUAAUUGGAGAAGGUAUGAAUGCGUCUCCACAAUUGUCAUCAUGGGGUGAACCGCUUUUCCUAAAUGCCCAAAUGAUUCUUGAGGAGACAAGAGAAGUAUGCCAUUGGAGUGGCAAUGACGCAGAUCGUCGAAAAAAUUUCUGCGACAAACUUGAGGGUUAUUCUGAAGUGUGUAAUUGUAAUAAACCUGUAUCUAUUUCUUUCGAUCCUGAGGAAUUGGAGGAAGAUAACCUGCAAAAUGUUCCAGUUGUAUUAAUUGCUAGUAAUCGACCUUAUUAUCUUUAUCGAACAUUAAGGAGACUUUUAUCCACUAAAGGAGUUAGAAAAAAGAAUGUAAUAGUUUUUAUUGAUGGAUAUUUUCAAGCUCCGUUGGAGGUGUGUCAGCUUUUUGACGUUCAAGGUAUACAACAUACCCCUAUUGGUCAGAAGAAUGCCAGAAUUCAUCAGCAUUAUAAAGCCAGUCUUACAGCAACUUUCAAUUUAUUUCCGUCUGCUCAGUUUGCUCUAAUAUUAGAGGAAGAUCUCCUAGUUGCUCAAGAUUUUUUUUCUUACUUUAGCCAAACAAUUCACCUUCUUAAAGACGAGGAUAUUUAUUGUAUUUCGGCGUGGAAUGAUCAAGGUUAUGAACAUUCUUGCCAAGAUCCGUCACUGCUAUAUAGAGUUGAGACAAUGCCUGGUUUAGGAUGGCUACUAUCAAGAAAUUUAUAUAAGCAAGAGCUUGAGCCAAGUUGGCCCUCUGCAGAGCAGAAAUGGGAUUGGGAUAUGUGGAUGAGGACUGAGAGAAUUCGUAAAGGAAGAGAAUGCAUUAUACCGGAUGUUUCCAGAACGUAUCAUUUUGGUUCCAAAGGAUUAAAUAUGAAUAGUUACUUUCAGAAGAGAUAUUUCGAAAAUCACGCUUUAAAUAAACAUACAAAUGUUCGUCUGCAUGAGGUAAAUAGUCUAAAAAAAGCUGAAUACGAACAAACAAUGGAAAAUCUUAUUCAAUACGCAACAGUAUUAGAUAAGCCUUUUACAUGUAGCGAGGACUACAUCCCGAAUACAACUCGGCAAACUUAUGUCGUCUAUUUUGAAUGGUUGACAAAAAAGGAGUGGAGUUCAUGGAAAACGUUAGCUAAAUGCUUUCACCUUUGGGAUAUAGACUUAAGAGGCGUCCAUCGAGGAGCAAUAAGAAUAUUCUUGAAAAAAAACCACAUAAUCUUUGUUGGAGUUCCACUAUCUCCUUAUUCAAAGUUCAAACCUAAAGCUCUUAAGCCAAUCAGCAUUCAAGAGUCUACAGUAAAAACUUAA